Messenger RNA from Nestor notabilis (Kea), 369 nucleotides. RefSeq names its product histone H5. Gene Ontology annotation, cellular component: nucleosome. Gene Ontology annotation, biological process: nucleosome assembly. Gene Ontology annotation, molecular function: DNA binding; structural constituent of chromatin. Lineage: Eukaryota; Metazoa; Chordata; Aves; Psittaciformes; Psittacidae. The record is from RefSeq and is a predicted model, not a curated record. The transcript has a single exon. The annotation marks the transcript as partial.
AGGCUCGCCAUCCGGCGCCUCCUCGCCACCGGCGUCCUCAAGCAGACCAAAGGUGUCGGUGCCUCCGGCUCUUUCCGCCUGGCCAAGGGCAACAAGUCUAAGAGAUCCCCAUCUAGGAAGAGGAAGAAGGCGGCCAGGAAAUCCACGUCGCCCCGGAAAGCGGCUCGGCGCAGGAGAAGCAAGUCUCCAGCAAAGAAGCCCAAAUCUGCCGCCAGAAGAGCCAGGAAGAAGUCGAGGGCCAGCCCGAAGAAAGCCAAGAGGCCAAAGACUGUUAGAGCCAAGUCACUGAAGGCAUCCAGGCCCAAGAAGGCAAAGCGGUCGAAACCCAAGGCCAAGUCCAGCGCCCGGAAAUCACCCAAGAAGAAAUAA